AGGAAGAAGAAGAAGAAGAAGAGAAGAGGGGCCUGAGUGAAGGAAGAGAAGAAGGGGAGGAUGCCGGAGUCGGUGCUGGUGACGGGGGCCAACCGGGGCAUCGGGCUGGAGCUGGUGAAGCAGCUGCUGGGCAAGGAGAGACCCCCCAAGACCCUCUUUGCCACCUGCAGGGACCCCCAGGGACCAGGGGCCCAGGAGCUGAGGGCCUUGGCAUCCAAACAUCCCAACCUGGUGAUUCUGAAGCUCGAAGCCACCAACCCAGCCAGCAUCCAGUCUGCAGCCAAGGAAGCGAAGUCCCGCUUGGGGGAUCAGGGCCUGAACCUGCUGAUCAACAAUGCCGGGGUGAUGCCUGCCUGCACCUUGGAGUCGGCCACCGCCAAAGACAUGCUGGACGUCUACAAUAUCAACCUAGUGGGGCCCAUGCUGGUCACCAAGGCCUUCCUUCCUCUGCUGAAGCGGGCGGCCCAGGCCUCUCCUCACAAGGCCCUCAGCUGUGGCAAGGCGGCCAUCAUCAACAUGUCCACCAUACUGUCUUCCAUUGAGAAAACCCCGGAGAUGUACCACAGCUUCCCAGUCAUCUCCUACCGCUGCAGCAAGGCAGCGCUGAACAUGCUGACCAAGCUGCAGUCCAUGGGCUACAAGGAGGAGGGCAUCCUCUGCACGGCAAUCCACCCCGGGUGGGUCAAGACCGACUUGGGGACGGAGCAGGCGGACCUGACGGUGGAGGAGAGCGUGGCCGGCAUCCUGGAAGUGUUAAGCAGCCUCUCCGAGAAGCAUCACGGGAUCCUGGUCACUUGGGAAGGGAAAACCUUGCCCUGGUGAGCGCCAAGGAAGGAGACAGGGGCACAAAAGGGACGCCACAUUCAAACCAAUAAAAGGAAAUGACCGGA
Anolis carolinensis (green anole) is the source of this 890-nucleotide messenger RNA. RefSeq names its product C-signal. The transcript is spliced from 6 exons. The record is from RefSeq and is a predicted model, not a curated record. NCBI's taxonomy places the organism in Eukaryota, Metazoa, Chordata, Lepidosauria, Squamata, Anolidae. Gene Ontology annotation, molecular function: oxidoreductase activity. The coding region runs from base 61 to 822 and encodes 253 amino acids. Gene Ontology annotation, cellular component: cytoplasm.